This is a messenger RNA of Lagenorhynchus albirostris (white-beaked dolphin), 1733 nucleotides long. RefSeq names its product N-myristoyltransferase 2 (gene NMT2). NCBI's taxonomy places the organism in Eukaryota, Metazoa, Chordata, Mammalia, Artiodactyla, Delphinidae. Gene Ontology annotation, biological process: N-terminal peptidyl-glycine N-myristoylation. The record is from RefSeq and is a predicted model, not a curated record. Bases 55 to 1551 code for a protein of 498 amino acids. Gene Ontology annotation, cellular component: cytoplasm. The transcript has 12 exons. Gene Ontology annotation, molecular function: glycylpeptide N-tetradecanoyltransferase activity.
CGCCGGCCCUCAGCGCCAGCUGCCCGGAGCGCCGCCCCAGCCCGCGCCGCCGCGAUGGCGGAGGACAGCGAGUCCGCGGCCAGCCAGCAGAGCCUGGAGCUGGACGACCAGGACACGUGCGGGAUCGACGGGGACAAUGAGGAGGAGACGGAGCACGCCAAGGGGAGUCCCGGAGGUGAUUUGGGUGCCAAAAAGAAAAAGAAGAAACAGAAGAGAAAAAAGGAGAAACCGAAUUCCGGAGGCACCAAGUCAGACUCGGCAUCUGAUUCCCAGGAGAUUAAAAUUCAGCCGCCUUCAAAAAAUCCCACCAUUCCAAUGCAGAAGUUGCAGGAUAUCCAGAGGGCAAUGGAGCUGUUAUCCGCAUGCCAGGGCCCCGCCAGGAACAUUGAUGAGGCUGCCAAACACAGAUACCAGUUUUGGGACACACAGCCGGUACCCAAACUAAAUGAAGUAAUAACAUCUCAUGGCGCAAUUGAAGCUGAUAAAGAAAACGUGCGUCAAGAACCGUAUUCCCUGCCGCAGGGCUUUAUGUGGGACACUUUAGAUUUGGGUAACGCCGAAGUGCUCAGGGAGCUGUACACACUGCUGAAUGAGAAUUACGUGGAGGAUGACGACAACAUGUUCCGCUUUGACUACUCGCCCGAGUUCCUGCUGUGGGCUCUGCGUCCCCCAGGCUGGCUCCUCCAGUGGCACUGUGGAGUCAGGGUAUCUUCGAACAAAAAGCUAGUGGGGUUCAUCAGCGCCAUUCCCGCGAACAUUCGGAUCUACGACAGCGUGAAGAAGAUGGUCGAAAUCAACUUCCUUUGUGUUCAUAAGAAAUUGAGAUCCAAACGGGUAGCCCCAGUGUUGAUUCGAGAAAUAACCAGAAGAGUGAACCUGGAAGGGAUUUUCCAGGCCGUUUAUACUGCUGGAGUGGUUCUUCCCAAGCCAGUGGCCACAUGCAGAUACUGGCAUCGAUCACUAAACCCCAGAAAAUUGGUAGAAGUAAAAUUUUCUCACUUGAGUAGAAAUAUGACUUUGCAGAGAACAAUGAAGCUGUACAGACUUCCAGAUGUUACAAAAACUUCAGGCUUGAGGCCAAUGGAACCAAGAGAUAUCAAAGCUGUUCAAGAACUAACCAACAGUUACCUGAAGCAGUUUCAUCUAGCCCCGGUGAUGGAUGAAGAGGAAGUAGCCCACUGGUUCCUCCCCCAGGAGCACAUCAUUGACACUUUUGUAGUGGAGAACUCCAGUGGUAAACUAACUGACUUCCUGAGCUUCUACACGCUCCCCUCCACAGUCAUGCAUCACCCCGCCCACAAGAGCCUCAAAGCCGCCUACUCCUUCUACAAUAUCCACACAGAGACGCCGCUGCUGGACCUCAUGAGCGACGCGCUCAUCAUCGCCAAGCUGAAAGGAUUUGAUGUAUUCAAUGCACUAGAUUUGAUGGAAAAUAAGACAUUCUUGGAAAAACUCAAGUUUGGCAUAGGCGAUGGCAAUUUACAGUAUUACUUGUACAACUGGAGGUGUCCAGGGACAGAGUCCGAAAAGGUUGGACUCGUAUUACAGUAGAUGGAUAUUUCUAUUUCUAGAACUCUGAUGUCAUCAUUUGUUAAUAUCCUAGUUAAUGAUUCCUGGAACUGCCAUUCCAAAGAAUAAAAGCACAACCUAAGUGACAUCGAAGUGUCAGUAACAGAAAAGAUGGAAAAACAUCGAUUGGUGACAUUAGAACACAUUUCUAGCUAGAAUGUUAA